Messenger RNA from Mya arenaria, 6279 nucleotides. Its product is annotated as apoptosis-resistant E3 ubiquitin protein ligase 1-like. Gene Ontology annotation, biological process: proteasome-mediated ubiquitin-dependent protein catabolic process; positive regulation of protein catabolic process; protein polyubiquitination. The record is from RefSeq and is a predicted model, not a curated record. The transcript is spliced from 19 exons. NCBI's taxonomy places the organism in Eukaryota, Metazoa, Mollusca, Bivalvia, Myida, Myidae. The coding region runs from base 79 to 3015 and encodes 978 amino acids. Gene Ontology annotation, molecular function: ubiquitin-protein transferase activity.
AAUGACAUUUCAACUGCGAAAUAAUGAGUAUAAAUCUUUAAAAACAACAAUUUCAAUUAACUUAAGUGCAAACUAAGAAUGAAUGAAACUGAAAUAAGACACAGAGGGGCGAUUGGAGCGGUGGUGUUAGGUAUUUUGGUUGCAGGUUACCUUAUCCAGGCAGAAAGAAAAGGGGCUGAUCAGGAUAGGGAGUUUUCUGAGUGGAUCUUCAGCCAUGGAUUCUCGGAAUUCAGGGGUUAUCUCUUUGAAAAGGAAGUCUACAAUCUAGACGAUCUAGUACACUUCUACCCAGAUUUUUCUAACUACCGCCAAAGAUUCCCAAAGGAAGGAGAGUUCAUUGCUGCUGUAGAAGGCUUCCGGAGAAAGGCUGCACUAAAAACAUGGUUUCUAGAGCAGGGGUUAGCUGUACACUAUCUACAGAGGUUAGAAAAAUUGGGUAUUAACAAUUUAGCCGGCCUCCAUCGUUUAGCGGACAAAGAUAUAUUGGAAUUGACGCAAGAUGACCAUACAUUCCGAGACUACAAGAUCUUCAAGAAGGUCGUAGGCAACCUGAGGAAGCUUAGUCCAAACACUAAACAGCUUGAACUGGACAUGUUAAUGCAUCAUAAAACCGGCUACAUUCCACAGGCACCGUAUUCCUUAUGGUCGCUGUUGUUUUGGGGAUUUACUGCAGUGCUGGUCACAUGUGUUACCUUGGUGAUAAUGUUCAUAAACCUGCCGACCACAAUCAUGAACCGUGUUCAACCGCUGAGUAUUUCUCUACAAAGCCUCUCGAAUCUCUCCAAGAAAUCGCUGUUCUACUUUAGCGGUCAGUAUGAUGUCGCCCAAAACACAAAGGUCACAUGGGAUUGGGACGAGCCACAAAUCGUUGGUAAAACAAUGACCUUUAACAUCAGGUUUUUACACAAGAACUCCAAACUGUACCCAAUAUCUACACGAGACAACAUAACCGUGGAGAUAAGUCAUGCCGGGUCAGAGGUUACCAAAACGAUGACCUUGGGAGGAGAGAACGCAGAGGAAGCAAACUUAGCUAAAGUGUCCUUCGCCGUUCACAAAUCUGGGGAAUACACCAUCUCUGUUAUGUUCUCUAGCAGACAUAUCAAGGGCAGCCCGUUUUCAAAGAAGUUUGAAGCAGGUCCAAUUGAUGCUUCGAAGACAGGAUUCAUGAACUACACAUCGACAGUCGUAUGUACGCCCGAGUCCUCGUACCCACUUACUAUCGAGGCGCGUGACUCGUUCGGGAACAUUGCAUCAUACAAACCUGGCCAGAACAACUACUUCAAAAUCAGGGUCACAGAGUGUGGCUCAAAAGAGAAGCACUUUCCCCCGAUCCAGAUCUUUUACAAUUCCCGCCAAAAGCAGCUAUUGAUGCAGAUCAAAAUGGAACGGGUCGGGUGCUACCAAGCGUCUGUCAGCUACGGGGAUGUCAGCCUUAAAAAUGGGGACUUCAACAUUCUUGUUCUGAGCUCUGAUGACCAUACUUGUGUUGAAAAGAACAUCAGCAAAUCUCACAAUAUUUGGUACGAAGCACGACUGAUAGAGUGCAAUCAUGAAAAACUGUGCAAGCCCAAGAAGGUCUACAUCUAUAUAACGCCCAAGCAACUUAAAUUGAAAGAAUAUUUUCUGAAGAUCAUUGGCAAACGAUUAUUCACCUACAGGGUGUGCCCGUCAACAAAGUUCAGCUUUAGCGGGUUCAACAACGUGUUAGGCAGUUAUGUGUUCACGAUAGACGAUGGUUCUCAACCCCCUAUAAUGCUUGCUGCGAAGGAUCGAAGCGUUAUAGCUGCGACCUUCACUAAAUUCCUCCUGAAGAAUAUUGGGGGCUCGGAGACAUUUCAAGAUAAACAGACAUUUUUCUACCAUGAAGUUCGAACGUUACACCAGCGCCGGUCGUAUAAUACGACCAUACUGAAAAUUGACAGGGGAAAGGUCCUACAGAGCUCCUUCAAGGCAACCAAAGGUUUCGAUGUGGGAGACUGGUGUAAAAACUUCGAGAUAACUUUCAUUGGGGAACAGGGUCUAGACUGGGGUGGAUUAAGACGAGAAUGGUUUGAGACUGUGUGUGUUCAUUUGUUUGACCCGUCAGUGGCAGGGCUGUUUUGUCGACCAUCAGAGGAUAGUCAGGGGCUGGUCCAUCCUGACAGACACCGGAGAAGUGACGAUGAUCUCAAGAUGUUUGAGUUUGCGGGUAAAAUUGUUGGGAAGUGUUUGUACGAGUCUGCGCGCGGGUCGUCUCAUAGACUCUCAUACCGACAGCUCGUUAAGGCGAGAUUCUCACGCUCAUUUCUUGCUCAAUUGAUCGGUCUCAGAGUACAUUAUAAGUACUUUGAGACCGACGACCCCGAGUUAUACAAGACAAAGAUAAAGUACAUUGAAGAAAAUGACAUCGAGGGGAUGGAACUGACCUUCGCUGAAGAAGAGUAUUUACCAGGGUCACAGGGUAAUCAGGGAACAGUCAAGGUGGUAGACUUGAUACCCGGUGGUAGCAAGCAGGCCGUGACCAAUGAAAACAAGUUACAAUAUCUCGACCAACUGGCCCAGUAUCGACUUGCGACGGCUGUACGAGAGCCAAUAGAAGCCUUUCUCAAGGGCCUUAAUGAACUCAUACCAGACAACCUACUCAGCAUAUUCGAUGAAAAUGAACUGGAGUUGUUGAUGUGUGGUAUGAGGAAAUACAGUGUAGCCGACCUGAAAAACAACCAUGUGGUAAAUGGAUCAACUCAAACAUUCCGACGGGUACUAGAGUGGUUUUGGACGGUUAUCGGUAGUUUCAGUGAUGAACAAAUGGCGCGCCUCCUUCAGUUCACGACGGGAUGUUCCCAACUCCCUCCAGGAGGGUUUGCAGAGCUCGUGCCCAAGUUUCAGAUAUCUCCAGGAUACACUUAUAACACUCUGCCAACUGCACACACAUGUUUCAACAACCUGUGUCUGCCGGAUUAUGACGGCAUAGAGCAGCUCCACAGGUCUCUGUUGAUAGCAAUAACCGAGGGAAACACGGGGUUUGGACUGGUGUGAUUAUAGGGACAUACAUAAAUCGAGGACACGUGGGGCUCGGACUUGUGUGAUUGAAGGGGAAACACAAAAUAUUAUAAUAGUGUGAUUUUAAUUGAUCAAGGGAACACGAGGCACGGAAGGUGUAAUUUAUGGAACACAAAAUAACCAAGGGAUGCACAUGGUUUGGAAAUUGUGAUUAAAGGGACACAUAUAAUUUUAAGCUGUAAUUAAUCAUUAGGAACAGGGUUAAACUGUGCGUUGCCAAUAUUCAAACGGGAACAAUGAGCUUGGACUUAUGUGAUAUUUAAAAAGGGACAAAUGGCACUCGCAUUUGUGAAUGUGUGACACAAAAUUAAAAAUAAGAAGCACAGGAGUGAUACUUGCCUGAUUACUUUUAACAGGUAUGGAAUACAGUGCUGUUGUGAUCAAGGCCUUUUUAUGUACUAGCAUGGGCCCUUUAUCGGUUUGACGAAGACCAAUUUGUGUUACGAUUUGAAAUAGGAAUUUUAAUUAUGUUGACGAUGAAGCAUGUUUUACUUUCAUGAAGGAAUAUUUGAAAUGGCUUGGCAAUAAUAGUUGUUAUGAUUGUGGUUUAUUGUCGAAACCACAAGCAAUAGUUAUUGGUACUUAAUACUUAAAAGAAACAUCUAGAAUAAGAAUAUGACAGUGUUGAAGAAUUCACUGCAGUUGUCAUGCUACAUGAUCUAGUAUUCCUAUUGUUUCAUAAUAUAUCUUUCAAUUUUUCACAAGCACUUUAGGCUACUGUGUGAUACAAUAUCAGAUAAUGGUAAUACGGAAAAAAUGUCAGAGUGUCCAUAUUUUAUGUUUAACUUAUUUUCAGAUGUAAUAUAUUUAAUUAAAAAAACUCAAAAGGUAAUAAAUCAAGAUAAAUAUAUAAUACAUAAUAAUUUAAUAAACAAAUAAUAUUUUUUAUGAUUUUCAUAUAACCAUGUUACUACUUUUGGGUGGCACAGUGAUAUACCAAUGCCCUUGUUUAAUUUUUGUGAACGAUCAAAACUAUUUUUACCUUUAUGUUGUUUUGUAUGCUAAGAGCAAGAGUCAUGGAUUAUAAAACCUUAACAUGUAUUUUAAGUGCACAAGGCGCAUUCAUAUAUUUUAUUAUAUAACUUCAUAAAUAAUUGAAAUGACUAGGUGUCUGGUGAUAAUGUAAUUUGUAAUGAUUGUAAAUAGGUCUAAAAUUAUAAUAGAUACUCGGAAAACUAAAGUGGUAUAUUAGAUUAACAAGCUGCAUUAAACUUAUUAUAUGUGUACUUAACAAUGAAUGAACAUGGACGCAAAUUAGAAUGCUAUUUUUGUUACUUAAAAAUAUUUUUUCAAUGAUAAGCUUAGUGAUAAGAGCUGGGGUUUUAAUGAAAAUAUAUAUAGUGUUACUUUUCAAUUUUUUGUUUCUAUUUUAUAGAAUUCAGCUACCUUCAUAUAAUCGAUUCCAGGAUUAUGCAAUAGAAUCCAGGAUUAUGCAAUCGAUUUUCAGCGAUCACAACGAUCGAUCUUCGACAACAGUCAAUCAUUUUUGUAUCCAAAUCAGUUGGUCUUUUCUCACAUUGUUAAAUUAACUAUGGACCAAGUAAUCAGGGUCAAUGUUUACAGAAGGUUUAAUAUCUGAGGUACGACUCGAGCCUUUCUGUGUUGUCUAUAACAGUUGGACCCUAUGUAAACAAUAACUCAGAUUUUGCUUUCAUGAAUUUUAUCAAAGCGAUUCUCAGACCUCAUUUUUAUAUCUAUUUAUAAGGGCACAUUUGUUGUGAUGUUUUCAGUUUUAUGGAAAUUUUACAUUAUUCUAUUUGUCAUUUUUAUAGAUAUUACAUACAUAUGAUCGUGAGAUAAAAUUUCUCACAUAUUCAUAUAAUCAUAUUUUUAUGUUUAUUAUAUGUGUACGUGGUAAAAGGAAAAGAACCGGGCAUGUUUUUCAUUUAGAUACCAUCUACAUUCCCAUGUUCUUCAACAUUGGGUAAACAUAUUUUAUAAUGUGCAAUACAUAUAUACUGAUAUGAAGUAUACAUGUCACCUUGCGUUCUCAAUUUUGUAAUUAUAUUUCAUCAUGUACACAGAGUUUAUAAUAUAAGUAACCGUUCAAUAUGGAAUUUAUUAAACAAGUUUUCUUCAAUUGAUUUAUCAAUUUUAGUUUACGAGUGUAAUAUAUGUUGUAUAUUGAAAGACUACGAAUGGGUUAUUGAUAUCAUAGAUUAUAGAAUAUAUUUAUGAAGUCACUUCAAGAGUUAUAACAAAACCAUCCAAUUGGUUUUCAACAGGUUACUUGUAUGGUUAAUAAACAUUAUCACAUAAAUAUUGACCGAUCUAUUAACGUUUAGACUAAUUUUGAUCAAUGCAGAGAAUUUAACCAAUUGUAUACAAUUGACUCCAGCAAUAAAUCAAUUAUAAGUAAUGACGUUAUAUCAUUUAUGGGGAUUGAUGUUAAAACAAAGCUGGCACAACUAAUAUGAAAAUGUGUUAAAUACAAGGUUGAUUUGAUGUUAAUUGUUAAUGACAACAACUGUUUCAAAAAAAGGUACAACUGAUAAGAACAUUGGUUUAAUACAACGUUUUUCUUGUUGUGUUAAGACAAGGACAAUAAGUGUUUAAAAUAAUCAAACUGUCUAUUGUUGAAGUUUGGUCCAUUUCCACUAAAGUCUUGAAUUAUGACUCAAUGUUAACCACUUUCAAUACAUUUACAAACUAACUGAUGCACGUAGGAUUUCAUAGUUUAUUCUGUAUUAAUUGACACAACUUUAUGUUGUCCCAUUUUAACAAACUAAUGUGUCCAUGUGGAAGACUUUUAUUCGAUGAAUAAGGAGGGCUUUAAGUCACCAAUAUGUCGUUGUCACCAUUAUAGGUUUUGGUUUUGUGUGCACGACACUAUCAUGUAAAAGACGUAGUUCUCGAGCAUCUUCUCACGGGACUUUCAUCAGCCUUCAGUGAUGUUGUCAGGAACAGCAACCAAAUAGGUUCCACAACUCUUAUUUGAUUGGUAUUUAUGAAAGCAACCUUUGUGAAGGGCGCCACCUUCGAAAAGCAUUUGAGAAUUUUCCCUAUGGAGUGAUUGACAAAAAUUGUUUUAUUUCAUUGUAUAGAUAAAUGCGUUCUCAAAGAACAGGGGUGGUUUUAAUAAGCUUUUUUAACUUGUAAUUAAUAGUGGUCAUACAUACGUCAUUGACAUCAUUCACUGUAUACAUGGUUACACAUGCACUUUGUUAAGUUUUAUUUCAUGUAAUGUAUGCUUUUUGUUUGGAAUACUUUUGUACUGCAGAUUGUCAAAUAAAUCAUAUU